AAAGUUGUGAGACUUGCUGGAGGAAGUGGGGAGAGAGGAGUCGGGGCUGUGCCGCGGGCCGAAGGCGGAGAGAUCUCAGGUGACCCCUGGAAGUGCCUGUGGCUGGAAAGGAGCCGAGCGCCUGCAAGAAAGGAGGGACCUGCUCGGAAGUUCGCUCCUACCUGAGCCGGGAACUGAAGUUGCGGGUCGCGCAGCCCUUCCCCUGCCUGGUGGCUCUGGUGGCCGCGUCUGCGCCCCAGCCCUGAGGAUCCGGAUGGCCGUGAGGUGGACUUGGGCAGGCAAAAGCUGCCUGCUGCUGGCGCUUUUAACUGUGGCCUAUAUCCUGGUGGAACUCUCCGUCUCCACUUUCCAUGCGUCCUCUGGAGCUGGCCUUGCCUGGGAGCGGGGUCCAAGGCAGCUCGCAGACCCGGAGGAAAUGGCAGGGGAUUUGUCUCGACCGCUUUAUGAGAAGCCCCCUGCGGACUCCCAUGCACUUGGGGAGUGGGGGAGAGCCAGCAAACUCCAGCUCAACGAGGCUGAACUGAAGCAGCAAGAAGAACUCAUUGAGAGAUAUGCCAUUAACAUUUACCUCAGUGACAGGAUUUCCCUGCACCGCCACAUAGAGGAUAGAAGAAUGUACGAAUGUAAAUCCAAGAGUUUUAACUAUAGGAGACUUCCCACCACCUCUGUGAUCAUUGCUUUCUAUAACGAAGCCUGGUCGACUUUGCUCCGCACGAUCCACAGUGUUUUAGAAACUUCUCCUGCAGUGCUUUUGAAGGAGAUCAUCUUAGUCGAUGACUUGAGUGACAGAGUUUAUUUGAAGGCACAACUUGAAACGUAUAUCAGCAAUCUCGAUAGAGUCCGCUUGAUUAGAACAAAUAAGCGGGAGGGACUGGUUAGGGCCCGCCUGAUUGGGGCCACUUUUGCCACUGGUGAUGUUCUCACUUUCCUGGAUUGUCACUGCGAGUGUAAUUCUGGUUGGUUGGAACCACUCUUGGAAAGGAUUGGUCAAGAUGAAACAGCAGUUGUUUGUCCUGUUAUAGACACCAUUGAUUGGAAUACUUUUGAAUUCUAUAUGCAGACUGGAGAGCCCAUGAUUGGCGGGUUUGACUGGCGCUUAACGUUCCAGUGGCAUUCUGUCCCCAAACACGAAAGGGACAGGCGGAAAUCGAGAAUUGACCCAAUCAGAUCACCCACCAUGGCUGGAGGACUGUUUGCUGUCAGCAAGAAAUAUUUCGAGUACCUCGGAACAUAUGACACUGGAAUGGAAGUGUGGGGAGGCGAAAACCUGGAGCUGUCUUUUCGGGUGUGGCAGUGUGGAGGUACAUUGGAGAUCCACCCAUGUUCCCACGUGGGCCAUGUAUUCCCUAAGCGGGCACCAUAUGCUCGGCCCAAUUUCCUACAGAAUACUGCUCGGGCAGCGGAAGUGUGGAUGGAUGAGUACAAAGAACAUUUCUACAAUCGAAACCCUCCAGCAAGGAAAGAAGCUUAUGGUGAUAUUUCUGAAAGAAAGUUACUACGCGAACGGCUGAAGUGCAAGAGCUUUGAGUGGUAUUUGAAAAAUGUGUUUUCAAAUUUACAUGUUCCAGAGGAUAGGCCAGGCUGGCACGGAGCUAUUCGCAGUAUGGGGAUCUCUUCUGAAUGUUUAGAUUAUAAUUCUCCUGACAACAACCCCACAGGUGCUAACCUUUCACUGUUUGGAUGCCAUGGUCAAGGAGGCAAUCAAUUCUUUGAAUAUACUUCAAACAAAGAAAUAAGGUUUAAUUCUGUGACAGAGUUAUGUGCAGAGGUUCCUGAGCAAAAAAAUCAUGUUGGAAUGCAACAUUGUCCAAAAGAUGGGUCCCCUGUUCCAGCGAACAUUAUUUGGCAUUUUAAAGAAGAUGGAACCAUUUUUCAUCCACACUCAAGACUGUGUCUUAGUGCGUAUCGGACACCAGAGGGCCAACCUAAUGUUCAGAUGAGAACUUGUGAUACUCUAGAUAAAAAUCAAAUCUGGAAGUUUGAGAACUAGCAGGGCACAAUAGCACUUUGGUUCUGAGCAGAGGAUACAUUCAGGGGAGUCAGAGCCUCACUGAAGAUUGUAUUUUAUCAGAAAUCACCCAGUGGUCAUCCGUGAGAGCUCUGUAUAAUCUGUGGUUCAUUUUGGUGUAGAAUACUGAAACUGAGUGCCCAGAGAGCUGUUGUUUAAUAUUUGAAAGUGCCUUAUAGGUUGCUUUAUUUCAGAACUCUUGUCAAUACGGUUUUUUACUUCUCCAUAAAGUGGACUGUGAAUUGAGAUACACAAAACAUUUAAGUGCCAGAUUUGAUGUUAAAGAAUGUAAAAAUCCAAGCAAAAUGAAGGAUGAUUUAUGUUGGAUGAUUCAAUUCUCUGCAUGUCCCAUUUUUUUAAACAAAACUCAUGAGUGUGCAGUUUGUGCUGUUGCUGUUUUGAUUGUACAUUGAAUUUAGCUGAGACAUUAAAUUUUAGGUUGUGUUUAUUUUUUUAUUCUAAUUUUCCUUUAAUCAAAUGGAAAUCAAAGAAAGAUGAUUUUUAAGGAGAAAGGCCUGGUUUAGAUAUAUGUGUUAUUAAAAGAGUCCGUUAGUUUGAAUGGGAGUUGGGAGGUCUUUCCAACGCAUAGACAUCGCAGAAAAAUAUACCAAUACCUGAACGAAAUGGGGAGAUCUCUACAUUCCACACUUUGUAAACUUGAGCUACUGUACUUAACUAAUCUAUACUGAUACCUCGAAUCGCUCUGAUUUUGUAAGCUGUCCUGUCUGUGAACUUGCUUGUGUGUUAAGGCAUUUUCUGAUUGCACUCCCUUAAGUUGUGAAUGUACUAGAGAGAGACUCAUUCAGAAUACUGUACUUCCUUCCUUUUGUUAAUGCUUAAUCACUUAAAGUAAAUACAACUGAGGCCUCUCUGAAGUUUAACCCAGUUGUGUUUACUGAAAUGUGUGAAACUGAAAGUGGGUCUGGUUUUUACAAAGGCUGCAGAACUCUGCUACAGAGUUCUUGCUGAUAAGGGCAUUUAAGGAUUUAUCUUAAGAAAAUAAGGAAAAAAAGACUCUUCCACCAUGGUGAAUGCUGCCUUCCAGCUUGUUUUCAGCACCUACCACCGAGCCUGGCACUUGGGCAGCUUUCAGGAAGUAGGAGGAUGAAUAACUGAAUGAAUGAAUAGCUCAGCCAAGAAAUGUGACUUUGGUGGAGUCCUUUGACCAAAUGACUCCGUUUUGGCCUCCGUUUCCUUAUUUGCAAAAUGUGUGUGCUGGAUUAGAUCUUGACAAUCCCUUCCAGCUCUGAAAUGUUAUGAUAGUACGUUACACCCUUCUCAGAUUCAGCCAUUGUGCAAUCUUUACCACACUUUAUCUCUUCACUUUUGACAUAGGUAAUGUUGUUGAACAACAUUCAGUCCAGUUAUGAAGCUGGAAAAGAGAAAUGGUUUUAAAACUCAAGUGAGCUGAGCUCACCUGAAGUGGUUUAUUCAGAAUUGAAUGGAAAGUUGUCGUGGUCAGUGUUUGUAUUCAUUUCAUUUUGAUAAUUGUUGAACCAAGUUUUGUUUUUAUCUUUAAUCUUUCAAACUUUAAAAGUAAUCUUUUGGGCUAAGAAUAUAAAUAUUUCCCAAACUAAACUAUUUGAGAAGUAUACAUACUUAAGCAAGAGUAAUUUUACUGGUUUUAUUCCAAUGUUGUAUCCAGAAAUCACAGGGUAAAUUUAGAAUUAAAUCUCAAUUAGUUCACUUUGGCCUAGAGUUAUGAAAAAUGUGUGCUCCAUAAAGAAUUAGUUCAUAAUAUUCAUAAGUAGUUUUCAGUGUCUACUUAAUGAUUUAAUGAGAGUAGGAACGUCACAAAAUCUGAAUUAAAGAAGAAUUUUUAGGCUAGCCAUUUCAGAGAGUAAAAUUGCUAUGUAUCUUGAAUAUUUUGUUUCUUUUUUACUUCUUAAAAUGAAAAUGUGUCAGUAACUUUCUGUCAGUUAUCUUGCCACUGUAAAGUUUAUCAAAGAGUUGUCCAGAUUUCAUGUGCAAUGUGCAUGGCCCUGGGUGUUAUUUAAGGAGGAUUUAUAAUGCUCCUAAUUUUACCAAAGGGUUGAUUGACAACAGAUAUUCUCCGAAACCUACCCUUUCCCCUUGCUCAGUCUGCCCUUUUGUAAAAUUAAAUCUCCCUUUUAAAAUUUAUUUGUGUCGUUCUUAGCCCCCUAUCAAAUGGGGGAACUAAAUUUCAUAUAUUCUGGAAGUACUUACUGGAAUUAUUUUUAUUCUGGUAUCUUGCUGCUCAUGUCAAAAGGGAAAGAGAACAUUGAAAAGUAAAGUAGUACAUAAUUCUUUACUUACUUUUUGUCUAAAUUUCAGAGUGUAACCCAUUACUCUUUUUGAAAGAAAGUUUAGGCUGGUGCUUUAUAGCAAUGAUUCAGAACAGUGAGGCUGUUCAUUCCUCACAGCAGGAUAGGUAACAGAAGAAUCAAAUUUUCACAUGUUCACACACAGCCAUUUCCAAUUUAAUUCCGAAAACAUACUGUAAAAACACAAACAAAAUAUAUUUUGAUGCCCUGCUUCUAAUUUAUUGGUACCAAAGUUUUCUUUUGCUGUGGGCAAUUAAAAGUUGACCUUUCAAGUUUAUGUACAUGCUUAAUAACAGUUUUAGUGAAAUAUUUGGUAGACAAGAAGUUUCAACUUUAAGUGGUUGCCACUAUAUCAUUUAGUGUCUGAUUCUAUGAAUAGUUUCACUAUCUAAAUAGUCAUUUUUAGAAGUCAUUAAAAAAAAUAAGCUAGUCAUCUGCAGGAUCUCUAUAACUCAGAAUUUUUAAUCUUGUUUGUAAAAGAAAAUGUGUCUACUUGCCCAGUAGUAGGCUCUUGAGUGUUCAUUGUAUGUUGGCAAAUCAAACUUUUCUAGAUUGAAGACAAAAGAUUGUUUUUAAGUUGGGUAGUCCUAUUUGGUUUAGGGUCUCAGUUUUAAUUAAUAAAAUACUUAGUUUUGACUUCUUUAUCUUUCAGAAUUACUGUUUUAGCAAUAUUUUUAAAUGAGCACAGAGAAUGUUGAGGUUCAAAUUAAUCUCUUUUGAAUGAUGAAUUUUCUGUAUUAUGAGCGGUUUCCAUCCUUUUUUCCUUUUGUUGAUGGUAUUUGCAAUGUUGAUUAAGGU
Rhinolophus ferrumequinum (greater horseshoe bat) is the source of this 5091-nucleotide messenger RNA. RefSeq names its product polypeptide N-acetylgalactosaminyltransferase 4 (gene GALNT4). The transcript has a single exon. Gene Ontology annotation, cellular component: Golgi apparatus. The coding region runs from base 254 to 1990 and encodes 578 amino acids. The record is from RefSeq and is a predicted model, not a curated record. Lineage: Eukaryota; Metazoa; Chordata; Mammalia; Chiroptera; Rhinolophidae.